Messenger RNA from Cornus florida, 2970 nucleotides. RefSeq names its product probable serine/threonine-protein kinase At1g54610. The record is from RefSeq and is a predicted model, not a curated record. Gene Ontology annotation, biological process: positive regulation of transcription elongation by RNA polymerase II; protein phosphorylation. Bases 495 to 2639 code for a protein of 714 amino acids. Lineage: Eukaryota; Viridiplantae; Streptophyta; Magnoliopsida; Cornales; Cornaceae. Gene Ontology annotation, molecular function: cyclin-dependent protein serine/threonine kinase activity; RNA polymerase II CTD heptapeptide repeat kinase activity; ATP binding. Gene Ontology annotation, cellular component: cyclin-dependent protein kinase holoenzyme complex; nucleus. The transcript is spliced from 8 exons.
UCUCUCUCUCUCUCUCUCUCUCUCUCUCUCUAUAUAUAUAUAUAUAUAUAUCGUACACAAUCAGUGCCCUGGAUCCAUACCUUCCCUCAAUCCAACACACAAAUCUUAGAUCACUCCAUUCUAGGGCUUUCAUUUCGCGCCACCUGGGAACCAGAGUCUCAAGUACACAUGCACACUUAUUUACAAGUUUACAAGGUACUAUGUAUUGAACUCCUCUAAUUUGUGUGAAAUUUGAAUUGAUUUAUAGGGUUUUUAUAUACUUGUAUAUGAGGAAGUUUUUUUGGUUUCUGAAUGAGUAGAUAUAAUUGAUUUUAUGUGAUUAGUAGUGAUGUAUGAGGUGGGUUUUGUUCAAUCUUGGGUUAAAAUCUGAUACUUGGGUUGAGACCGUUGAGCUUGGUUGUGAUUGACAUGGAAGAAGAGGAAUUUGUGGAAAUAAAGGGUCUCAUUGGUGAAAGGUUGUUUUCUUGAAGGUGGGUUUGUGUUGUUUGUGUAUAAUGGGUUGUGUUUGUUGUAAGCCCUCUGCUAUUGAUGAUAGUAGGGAGAGUCCAAGGGAGAGGUUGUCGAGUAAGACCUCGUCAGACUUGCGAGUACCAAGGUUGAGUUCUCUGAGGAGAGAAGAAGAGUAUAGAGUUAAGGAUCGAUCUGAUAAUAAUGAUGGUAGGGCAGUUUUGAUUGACAAACAAGCAAAUGGUUCGGUUCGGUUGCAUAGUGAGAAUUUUGAGAGGAAGAGGGAGAAGACUGAGUAUAUUGUUGCCACACACCACCCUGCCGUGGGCAGCAUUCCGAAAGCUACAGAAGGAGAGCAGGUUGCAGCAGGGUGGCCGGCAUGGUUGGCAGCAGUGGCUGGUGAAGCAAUCAGGGGAUGGGUACCACGGCGGGCAGAUUCAUUUGAGAAGUUGGAUAAAAUUGGCCAGGGAACUUAUAGUAAUGUUUAUCGGGCUCGCGAUCUUGAUCAGGGGAAGAUUGUUGCUCUGAAGAAAGUAAGGUUCGAUAACCUGGAGCCUGAGAGUGUUCGCUUCAUGGCGAGAGAAAUUCACAUUCUACGCAGGCUUGAUCACCCAAAUAUAAUAAAAUUGGAAGGUCUAGUUACAUCUAGGAUGUCUUGCAGCUUGUACCUUGUUUUAGAGUACAUGGAGCAUGACCUGGCGGGGCUUGCUUCACACCCUGGUCUUAAGUUCACGGAACCACAGGUUAAAUGUUAUAUGCAGCAACUUUUACAAGGACUCGAUCAUUGCCACAGUCGUGGUGUGCUACACCGUGACAUAAAAGGUUCCAACCUUCUAAUUGAUAAUAGUGGGAUUCUGAAGAUUGCGGACUUUGGUUUGGCAAGUUUUUUUGAUCCUCGUCAGAGUCAGCCACUGACAAGCCGUGUUGUGACUCUGUGGUACCGGCCACCAGAGCUUCUACUUGGUGCUACUUAUUAUGGGACUGCUGUGGAUUUAUGGAGCACUGGUUGCAUACUUGCUGAAUUAUAUGCCGGCAAGCCUAUUAUGCCUGGAAGAACAGAGGUGGAGCAGUUGCAUAAAAUUUUCAAACUUUGUGGCUCACCCUCUGAGGAAUACUGGAGAAAAUCAAAGUUGCCUCAUGCAACGAUUUUCAAACCCCAGCAGCCUUAUAGACGCUGUGUUGCUGAAACAUUUGAAGACUUCCCUGCACCAGCAUUAGUGCUUAUGGAGACCUUACUUUCUAUAGAUCCUGCUGAUCGCGGAUCUGCAGCUUCUGCUCUGAAGAAUGAGUUCUUUACAACAAAGCCACUUCCUUGUGAUCCUUCAAGCUUGCCAAAGUAUCCUCCCAGCAAAGAGUUCGAUGCAAAAGUACGGGAUGAAGAAGCUAGAAGACUAGCAGCAGCAGGGAACAAGGGCCACAAAUAUGACCUAGAAAGGAGAGGAACAAGAGAAUCACGAGCUGUUCCAGCGCCUGAUGCCAAUGCAGAAUUGGUCUUGUCAAUGCAGAAAAGACAAGGUCAGUCCAAUUCCAAGAGUCGGAGUGAGAAGUUCACCCCUCAUCAAGAAGAAGUUGCUUCUGGCUUCCCAAUUGACCCACGUAUGCCAUCUCAUGCUGUGGAAGAAUCAAGCAUUGAUCCCCAGGGACAUAUUCAUAAGAGGGCUUCCCAUUCUGGGCCACUGGUUCACCGUGGUACCUGGGCAAAGGCUGGGAAAAACUUGGAUGAUGCUCCAAAGAUUUCGAUGGGGGCCGACUUAUCAGCAAUGUCUGGUUUGGUAGCAGCAAGGAGGAAUUUGUUAUCUGAGGAAUGCAGAGGGAAAACUGGUCAUUCACAACAGGAAGUUCCAAAACUAAUAGGCCGGUUUCCUGGAUCCUUCAAGGAGGCUUCUGAAACCAUGAUAAAGCGGAAUCAAAAGGUUCAAGGGCAGAAUGUGGCAGGUGGCCAUCAGAACGAUGAUGGAAGAAACAGCAAGAAUGAUCCAAUUAUGCUUGGUUAUGGAUCAAAGGGUAAGAAAAUUCACUACUCUGGGCCGCUACUAGUUCCAUCCGGCAAAGUGGAUGAGAUGCUGAAGGACCAUGAUCUCCAAAUCCAAGAGGCAGUAAGGCGAGCGCGCCUUGACAAGGCAAAAGUGAGAAAAGUUCAGGCUGAUGGAAACCAACUAUCAAUUAAUUCAUUAUUUGUUUCUGGUCACUAAGCUGGGUAAAUAAAUCCCAAUUAAGAUGAAUCAAGAGAGAAAUCACUCUGAGUAAUAUAAUGGUGAUUCUCUUGUAAAAUGAGUUAUAUGGUUGGUGGUGGGGUUGUUGUACAGCAGUUGUUCCACGAGAGAUGGGAGGUGGAAUAUUUUAGGCCAUCUUAUAGUUUACUAGGAAACCCCCCUCUCAUUCUCUUUGUAUUUGAGCAAUCUGUUACAAUUUAUUCUCUCUGCACUCUGUAACUGCAAUUCCUAGAAUUUGAGCUAUUCUUGUAGAGCUUAUUACUGCCUAAAAUAGGUAUUGUUCUUUCUAUGGCACAUGGAAAUUGUAUCA